AUGGAGGAUAAUGGUGGUGGGAAUGCAUUACCCCGUUCUUAUUGGUACAGUCCUAUUGACUUCAUCAAAUAUCUGACCAGGAGGGGAGCCGAGGUCAAUAAGGAGGAUAAUGGUGGUAGGACUGCAUUACACCGUGCUGCUUGGAACGGUCAUAUUGACGUCAUCAAAUAUCUGAUCAGUGAGGGAGCUGAGGCCAAUGAGGAGGAUCAUGAUGGUUGGACUGCUUUACACUAUGCUGCUAACAACGGUCAUAUUGACGUCAUCAAAUACCUGAUCAGUGAGGGAGCUGAAGUCAAUAAGAAGGAUAAUGGUGGUGGGACUGCAUUACACCCUGCUGCUAACAAUGGUCAUAUUGACGUCAUCAAAUAUCUCAUCAGUGAGGGAGCUGAGGUAAAUAAGGAAGAUAAUGAAGGCGAGCCUGCAUUACAGCUUGCUGCUUUGUUCGGUCAUAUUGACGUCAUCAAAUAUCUGAUCAGUGAGGGAGCUGAGGUCAAUAAGGAGGAUAAUGAUGGUGGAACUGCACUACACCGUGCUGCUAGCAAUGGUCAUAUUGACGUCAUCAAAUAUCUGAUCAGUGACGGAGCUGAGGUUAAUAAGGAUGAUAAUGAUGGUUGGACUGCAUUACACUAUGCUGCUAACAACGGUCAUAUUGACGUCAUCAAAUAUCUGAUCAGUGAGGGAGCUGAGGCCAAUGAGGAGGAUAAUCGUGGUGUGACUGCAUUACACCGUGCGGCUAACAGUGGUCAUAUUGACGUCAUCAAAUAUCUGAUCAGUGAGGGAGCUGAGAUCAAUACGGAGGAUAAUGGUGGUGGGACUGCACUACACCGUGCGGCUAACAGUGGUCAUAUUGACGUCAUCAAAUAUCUCAUCAGUGAGGGGGCUGAGAUCAAUAAGGAGAACAAUGGUGGUGGGAUUGCAUUACACCAUGCUGCUAACAACGGUCAUAUUGACGUCAUCAAAUAUCUGAUCAGUGAGGGAGUUGAGGUCAAUAAGGAGGAUAAUAAUGGUUUGACUCCAUUACACCGUGCGGCUAACAGUGGUCAUAUUGACAUCAUCAAAUACCUGAGCAGUGAGGGAGCUGAGGUCAAUAAAGAGAAUAAUAAUGGUUUUACUGCAUUACACCAUGCGGCUAACAGUGGUCAUAUUGACGUCAUCAAAUAUCUGAUCAGUGAGGGAGCUGAGAUCAAUAAGGAGAAUAAUGGUGGUGGGACUGCAUUACACCUUGCUGCUAACAACGGUCAUAUUGACGUCAUCAAAUAUCUGAUCAGUGAGGGAGCUGAGAUCAAUAAGGAGGAUAAUGGUUGUGAGACUGCAUUACACCGUGCUGCUUUGAAAGGUCAUAUUAACGUCAUCAAAUACCUGAUCAGUGAGGGAGCUGAGGUCAAUAAGGAGAAUAACAAUGGUUUGACUGCUUUACACCAUGCGGCUAACAGUGGUCAUAUUGACGUCAUCAAAUAUCUGAUCAGUGAGGGAGCUGAGAUCAAUAAGGAGGAUAAUGGUGGUGGGACUGCAUUACACCGUGCUGCUUUGAAAGGUCAUAUUGACGUCAUCAAAUACCUGAUCAGUGAGGGAGCUGAGGUCAAUAAGGAGAAUAAUAAUGGUUUGACUGCAUUACACCAUGCGGCUAGCAGUGGUCAUAUUGACGUCAUCAAAUAUCUGAUCAGUGAGGGAGAUGAGAUCACUAAGGAGAAUAAUGGUGGUGGGACUGCAUUACACCUUGCUGCUUCGAACGGUCAUAUUGACGUCAUCAAAUAUAUGGUAAGUGAGGGAGCUGAGGUCAAUAAGGAGGAUAAUAAUGGUUGGACUGCAUUACACCUUGCUGCUAACAGUGGUCAUAUUGACGUCAUCAAAUAUCUGAUCAGUGAGGGAGCUGAGGUCAAUAAGGAGGGUAAUCGUGGUUUGACUGCAUUACACCUUGCUGCUUGGAACAGUCAUAUUGACGUCAUCAAAUAUCUGAUCAGUGAGGGAGCUGAGGUCAAUAAGGAUGAUAAUGGUUGUGGGACUGCAUUACACCGUGCUGCUGAGAGUGGUCAUAUUGACGUCAUCAAAUAUCUGAUCAGUGAGGGAGCUGAGAUCAAUAAGGAGGAUAAUGGUGAUGGGACUGCAUUACACCGUGCUGCUUUGAAAGGUCAUAUUGACGUCAUCAAAUACCUGAUCAGUGAGGGAGCUGAGGUCAAUAAGGAGGAUAAUAAUGGUUUGACUGCAUUACACCAUGCGGCUAACAGUGGUCAUAUUGACGUCAUCAAAUAUCUGAUCAGUGAGGGAGCUGAGAUCAAUAAGGAGAAUAAUGGUGGUGGGACUGCAUUACACCUUGCUGCUUCGAACGGUCAUAUUGACGUCAUCAAAUAUAUGGUUAGUGAGGGAGCUGAGGUCAAUAAGGAGGAUAAUAAUGGUUGGACUGCAUUACACCUUGCUGCUAACAACGGUCAUAUUGACGUCAUCAAAUAUAUGGUUAGUGAAGGAGGUGAGGUCAAUAAGGAGAAUAAAGGUGGUGGGACUGCAUUGCACCGUGCUGCUUGGAACGGUCAUAUUGACGUCAUCAAAUAUCUUAUCAGUGAGGGAGCUGAGGUCAAUAAGGAGGAUAAUAAUGGUUUGACUGCAUUACACCAUGCGGCUAACAGUGGUCAUAUUGACGUCAUCAAAUAUCUGAUCAGUGAGGGAGCUGAGAUCAAUAAGGAGAAUAAUGGUGGUGGGACUGCAUUACACCUUGCUGCUUCGAACGGUCAUAUUGACGUCAUCAAAUAUAUGGUUAGUGAGGGAGCUGAGGUCAAUAAGGAGGAUAAUAAUGGUUGGACUGCAUUACACCUUGCUGCUAACAACGGUCAUAUUGACGUCAUCAAAUAUCUGAUCAGUGAGGGAGCUGAGGUCAAUAAGGAGGAUAAUGAUGGUUGGCAUGCAUUUAACUGUGCUGCUUGCAACGGUCAUAUUGACGUCAUCAAAUAUCUUAUCAGUGAGGGAGCUGAGGUCAAUAAGGAGGGUAAUUGUGGUUUGACUGCAUUACACCAUGCUGCUUGGAACAGUCAUAUUGACGUCAUCAAAUAUCUGAUCAGUGAGGGAGCUGAGGUCAAUAAGGAUGAUAAUGGUUGUGGGACUGCAUUACACCGUGCUGCUGAGAGUGGUCAUAUAGACGUUAUCAAAUAUCUGAUCAGUGAGGGAGCUGAGGUCAAUAAGGAGGAUAAUCAUGGUGUGACUGCAUUACACCGUGCUGCAAACAGUGGUCAUAUUGACGUCAUCAAAUAUCUGAUCAGUGAGGGAGCUGAGGUCAAUAUGGAGGAUAAUGGUGGUGGGACUGCAUUACACUCUGCUGCUUUGAACCGUCAUAUUGACGUCAUCAAAUAUCUGAUCAGUGAGGGAGCUGAGGUCAAUAAGGAGGAUAACGGCGGUGGUACUGCAUUACACUUGGCUGCUGAGAAAGGUCAUAUUGAGGUCAUCAAAUAUCUGAUUAGUGAGGGAGCUGAGGUCAAUAAGGAGGGUAAUCGUGGUUUGACUGCAUUACACCAUGCUGCUUGGAACAGUCAUAUUGACGUCAUCAAAUAUCUGAUCAGUGAGGGAGCUGAGGUCAAUAAGGAUGAUAAUGGUUGUGGGACUGCAUUACACCGUGCUGCUGAGAGUGGUCAUAUAGACGUUAUCAAAUAUCUGAUCAGUGAGGGAGCUGAGGUCAAUAAGGAGGAUAAUCGUGGUGUGACUGCAUUACACCGUGCUGCAAACAGUGAUCAUAUUGACGUCAUCAAAUAUCUGAUUAGUGAGGGAGCUGAGGUCAAUAAGGAGGAUAAUGGUGGUGGGACUGCAUUACACUCUGCUGCUUUGAACCGUCAUAUUGACGUCAUCAAAUAUCUGAUCAGUGAGGGAGCUGAGGUCAAUAAGGGGGAUAACGGCGGUGGUACUGCAUUACACUUGGCUGCUGAGAAAGGUCAUAUUGAGGUCAUCAAAUAUCUGAUUAGUGAGGGAGCUGAGGUCAAUAAGGAGGGUAAUCGUGGUUUGACUGCAUUACACCAUGCUGCUUGGAACAGUCAUAUUGACGUCAUCAAAUAUCUGAUCAGUGAGGGAGCUGAGGUCAAUAAGGAUGAUAAUGGUUGUGGGACUGCAUUACACCGUGCUGCUGAGAGUGGUCAUAUUGACGUCAUCAAGUAUCUGAUCAGUGAGGGAGCUGAGAUCAAUAAGGAGGAUAAUGGUGAUGGGACUGCAUUACACCGUGCUGCUUUGAAAGGUCAUAUUGACGUCAUCAAAUACCUGAUCAGUGAGGGAGCUGAGGUCAAUAAGGAGGAUAAUAAUGGUUUGACUGCAUUACACCAUGCGGCUAACAGUGGUCAUAUUGACGUCAUCAAAUAUCUGAUCAGUGAGGGAGCUGAGAUCAAUAAGGAGAAUAAUGGUGGUGGGACUGCAUUACACCUUGCUGCUUCGAACGGUCAUAUUGACGUCAUCAAAUAUAUGGUUAGUGAGGGAGCUGAGGUCAAUAAGGAGGAUAAUAAUGGUUGGACUGCAUUACACCUUGCUGCUAACAACGGUCAUAUUGACGUCAUCAAAUAUAUGGUUAGUGAAGGAGGUGAGGUCAAUAAGGAGAAUAAUGGUGGUGGGACUGCAUUGCACCGUGCUGCUUGGAACGGUCAUAUUGACGUCAUCAAAUAUCUGAUCAGUGAGGGAGCUGAGGUCAAUAAGGAUGAUAAUGGUUGUGGGACUGCAUUACACCGUGCUGCUGAGAGUGGUCAUAUAGACGUUAUCAAAUAUCUGAUCAGUGAGGGAGCUGAGGUGAAUAGGGAGGAUAAUGGUUGUGGGACUGCUUUACACCGUGCUACUGAGAAUGGUCACAUUGACGUCAUUAAAUAUCUGAUAAAUGAGGGAGCUGAGGUCAAUAAGGAGGAUAAUGGUGGUGGGACUGCAUUACACCGUGCUACUAACAGUGGUCAUAUUGAUGUCAUCAAAUAUCUGGUCAGUGAGGGAGCUGAGGUCAAUAAGGAGGAUAAUCGUGGUGUGACUGCAUUACACCGUGCUGCAAACAGUGGUCAUAUUGACGUCAUCAAAUAUCUGAUCAGUGAGGGAGCUGAGAUCAAUAUGGAAGAUAAUGGUUGUGGGACUGCAUUACACCGUGCUGCUUGGAACGGUCAUAUUGACAUCAUCAAAUAUCUGAUCAGUGAGGGAGCUGAGGUGAAUAAGGAGGAUAAUGGUUGUGGGACUGCUUUACACCGUGCUACUGAGAAUGGUCACAUUGACGUCAUUAAAUAUCUGAUAAAUGAGGGAGCUGAGGUCAAUAAGGAGGAUAAUGGUGGUGGGACUGCAUUACACCGUGCUACUAACAGUGGUCAUAUUGAUGUCAUCAAAUAUCUGGUCAGUGAGGGAGCUGAGGUCAAUAAGGAGGAUAAACGUGGUGGGACGGCAUUACAAUAUGCUGCUAGCAAUGGUCAUAUUGACGUCACCAAAUAUCUGAUCAGUGAGGGAGCUGAGGUCAAUAAGGAGGAUAAAGAUGGCCAGACUGCAUUACACCGUGCUGAUUGGCCCGGUCAUAUUGACGUCAUCAAAUACCUGAUCAGUGAGGGAGCUGAGGUCAAUAAGAAGGAUAAUGAUGGUUGGAAUGCAUUACACUGUGCUGCUUGCAACGGUCACAUUGAUGUUAUCAAAUAUCUGAUCAGCGAGGGAGCUGAGGUCAAUAAGGAGGAUAAUCGUGGUGGGAAUGCAUUACACCGUGCUGCUAACAAUGGUUAUAUUGAUGUCAUCAAAUAUUUGAUCAGUGAUGGAGCUGAGAUCAAUAAGGAGGAUAAUCGUGGUGGGACUGCAUUACACCGUGCUGCUAACAGUGGUCAUACUGACGUCAUCAAAUAUCUGAUCAGUGAGGGAGCUGAGGUCAAUAAGGAGGGUAAUCGAGGUGGGACUGCAUUAUGCCAUGCUGCUUGGAGCGGUCAUGUUGACGUCAUCAAAUAUCUGAUCAGUGAGGGAGCUGAGGUCAAUAAGGAAGGUAAUCGUGGUGUGACUGCAUUACACCAUGCUGCUUUGAGCGGUCAUAUUGACGUCAUCAAAGAUCUGAUCACUGAGGGAGCUGAGGUCAAUAAGGAGGAUAAUAUUGGUUUGACUGCAUUACACCGUGCUGCUAACAAUGGUCAUAUUGACAUCAUCAAAUAUCUGAUCUCUGAAGGAGCUGAGGUCAAUAAGGAGGAUAAUGAUGGUUUGACUGCAUUACACCGUGCUGCUUGGAAUAGUCAUAUUGACGUCAUCAGAUAUCUGAUCAGUGAGGAAGCUGAGGUUAAUAAGGAGGGUAAUGAAUGUCAGACUGCAUUACACUGUGCUGCUGAGAUUGGUCAUAUUGACGUCAUCAAAUAUCUGAUCAAUGAGGGAGCUGAGGUCAAGAAGGAGGAUAAUGAUGGUUUGACUGCAUUUCACCGUGCUGCUUGGAAUAGUCAUAUUGAUGUCAUCAAAUAUCUGAUCAGUGAGGGAGCUGAGGUGAAUAAGGGGGAUAAUGGUGGUGAGACUGCAUUGCACCAUGCUGCUUUGAGCGGUCAUAUUGACGUCAUCAAAUAUCUGAUCAGUGAGGGAGCUGAGGUCAAUAAGGAGGAUAAUGGUGGUGGGACUGCAUUACACUCUGCUGCUUGGAACGGUCACAUUGACGUCAUCAAAUAUCUGAUCAGUGUGGGAGCUGAGGUCAAUAAAGAGGAUAAUGAUUGUCGGACUGCAUUACACCGUGCUGCAUGGAAAGGUCGUAUUGACGUCAUCAAUUUUCUGAUCAGUCAACGAGUUGAGGUCAAUAAGGGGGAUAAAGAUAGUCGGGCUGCAUUACACUAUGCUGCUGAGAAUGCUCAUUAUGACGUCAUCAAAUACCUUAUCAGCCAAGGAGCAGAUGUGAAUAAAAGAACAGCCAAUGGCUGGAGUGUGUUGCACUGUGCUGCAACAAAUUGCAGUUUUGGCGUCAUCGAAUAUCUGCUCAGUGUUACAGGUGAGGUGAAUCGAAACGCAGAAGAUCAACACGCAUUGCUCCCAAAAGAUGACCCUCUAGAGGUGAAUAAAGCAGACAAUGAAGGGAGAACAUCAUUACACAUCGCCGUUCAGCAUGGUUACAUUGACGUUGUUAAAUUCCUGCUUACAAGUGGAGCACGUAGUGACACAGAAGACAUUCGCGGCCAAACACCCUUACAUCAAUCGAUUACCCUUGGGCAUAGAGACAUUGCUGGUCUGCUUAUCGACAAGUUGAAUGCUAAGAAUGAUUCAGUGGCCAUCCAUCUAGCUGUGAUGUACGGACUUACAUCCAUCAUUGAAAGGAUGAUUGCUAAAGGAUCUGAUAUCAAUGUACAGUCUAAUGACGGUCAGACAUGUCUUCAUAAAGCUAUCAAAUUAUGCUACCAAAAGAAACAGAAUGUUGAAGGCACCGAAACACUCAGAAAGGUAUCCGAAAAAUACUACAGUGGCAGGUUAUCUCCUGAGAAGGCAUUGGUGUUCUAUCUCUUGGAACAUGGAGCCAGGAUUGAUAUUAAGGAUGGAGCAGGUUGCUUACCAAUCCACUAUGCAAAGGAUGAAAUGAUCAGACAGAUGAUAUUGGCAAGGUGA
This is a messenger RNA of Lytechinus pictus (painted urchin), 7527 nucleotides long. RefSeq lists its product as uncharacterized. The coding region runs from base 1 to 7527 and encodes 2508 amino acids. The transcript has 3 exons. Gene Ontology annotation, molecular function: protein binding. The record is from RefSeq and is a predicted model, not a curated record. NCBI's taxonomy places the organism in Eukaryota, Metazoa, Echinodermata, Echinoidea, Temnopleuroida, Toxopneustidae.